Alosa alosa (allis shad) is the source of this 1453-nucleotide messenger RNA. It is a transcript of the gene emc2, whose product is annotated as ER membrane protein complex subunit 2. The record is from RefSeq and is a predicted model, not a curated record. Gene Ontology annotation, cellular component: EMC complex. Gene Ontology annotation, biological process: protein folding in endoplasmic reticulum. The coding region runs from base 61 to 954 and encodes 297 amino acids. The transcript is spliced from 11 exons. Gene Ontology annotation, molecular function: protein binding. Lineage: Eukaryota; Metazoa; Chordata; Actinopteri; Clupeiformes; Clupeidae.
UUUCUGCGCUUGACCUCGGAAACGUCAAUAACGUAAACUACGUAUUCCUGAAAAAAAAAAAUGGCGUCUGUGUCAGAGCUGUACGAUGUCACUUGGGAAGAUAUGAGGGACAAACUUCGCAAAUGGAGAGAAGAAAAUUACAGAAACAGUGAACAAAUUGUGGAUGUAGGAGAAGAACUUAUAAACGAACAUUCAUCAAAACUAGGAGAUGAUAUAUGGAUUAUUUAUGAGCAGGUGAUGAUCGCAGCGUUGGACUGCUGUCGGGAUGAUUUGGCCUGGAGUUGUCUACAGGAACUGAAGAGGCAGUUUCCAGAUAGCCACAGAGUGAAGCGAUUAGCGGGCAUGCGGCUUGAGGCUUUGGAAAGGUACGAUGACGCCAACAAGCUGUACGAUUCAAUACUACAAGAUGAUCCGACCAAUACGGCGGCCAGGAAACGCAAGAUCUCCAUCCUGAAAGCCCAGGGGAAGACGGCCGAGGCCAUCCGCGAGCUCAACGAGUAUUUGGAGCAGUUUGUUGGAGACCAGGAAGCGUGGCAUGAGCUGUCGGAACUCUACAUCAAUGAGCAUGAUUACGCAAAGGCUGCCUUCUGCCUGGAAGAGCUUAUGAUGACCAACCCGCACAACCACUUGUACUGUGAGCAGUAUGCCGAGGUGAAGUACACCCAGGGGGGCAUGGACAACCUGGAGCUGGCCCGAAAGUAUUUUGCCCAGGCACUGAAGCUGAACAACAGAAACAUGCGGGCCUUGUUCGGCCUCUACAUGUCUGCCAGUCAUAUUGCAGCCAGCCCGAAAGUCAGCGCCAAGGUCAAGAAGGACAAUGUGAAAUACGCCGCCUGGGCCGCCAGUCAAAUCAACAAAGCCUAUCAGCUGGCCGGCCGUGGGACCAAGGAGAACAAGUGCUCCAUGAAGGCUGUGGAGGAGAUGCUGGAGUCCAUGCAGAUCACCAUGUCCUGAGCCUGGAGUCCAUACAGCCUCUCUCUCUCUCUCUCUCUCUCUCUCUCUCUCUCUCUCUCUCUCUCUCUCUCUCUCUCUCUCUCUCUCUCUCUCUCUCUCUCUCCGUCAACUACACCCAUCACUACAUGGCAGCUCCUACUGUAUAGCUCCACCCUGCCACCGCCACGGUGAUCAGGAUAUAGGGCUCCCCCAUUCCAGCCCCCCAACCCACCCUCACCCUCUUUGAUAUCCAUCAUGGGUCGUUUAGGUUUUGUUUGUCAGGCCUUCUGCAGCAGAAGCCAGUAGAGUACUCCCUACAGUGCAAAAUCAGGGACUAGAAUGUUAAUAGAGGACUUUAAGUUAUUUAAAACGAAGAGGCUGCGAGUGUGUGACCUGUUUGACCUCGUGUCUGAAUGAUGUAACCUUUUUAUCGUGGUCGACCCCUCUGGGUCAACCAACUGCCUGUCUCAAUAAAGAGUUGUUAUAAUAGAAAAUAAUAAAUAAGGAUAACAAAAUCAAA